Messenger RNA from Fulvia fulva, 906 nucleotides. RefSeq lists its product as uncharacterized. The record is from RefSeq and is a predicted model, not a curated record. The transcript has 2 exons. Bases 1 to 906 code for a protein of 301 amino acids. Lineage: Eukaryota; Fungi; Ascomycota; Dothideomycetes; Mycosphaerellales; Mycosphaerellaceae.
AUGCGAUGGGAAAGGAAUCUCCUGUCAUACGAUGCAUUCGACGCCAACGAGCUGAGAGCGUUCUGCUGUGCUAGGAAGCUCGAACUUCCCAAGGGCGUAAAGCAGACCAGAAGGAAGUUCAGCAAUCUGCUUGAGGCGACGGAUGAUGACGACGGCACCACUUUCUCGAACUUCCUUCGCUUGCCGCCUGAAGUGCGCAACAAGAUUUACGACAUCCACAUCGAUUGGCUGGCGAAACGUCUCCCAAGCCGUAGAGACACAUAUGAACCUGAUAAAGUCAAAGCGGACUACCUCGUCGUGCCACCACCUAUAACCGCCGUGUGCCAUGCACUACGACGCGAAGUCCUCCCACUAUUCUUCCACUCUUUCUGCUGGCGGGUCAGAAUUGUCUGCCGCAAAGGCGAGAAGAAAGGAUUACCUGAUCACGCACAGCUGAGUUGGCAUCGCUAUGGUGACAGGCAGAAAAGUCCCCCUGACGAACUUCUUCGACUGAUGACGAGAUUUCGUGUCGAUGUGCAGUUUAAUAUCAUCAGAACACUUGGCAAGCACAACAACACCAUCGACCUUGACCCACCCCUUUUCGGCAAGAUAUCCAAGAUGCUCCCACCAAAGUUCUGGAACGACUUAGGUCUCACCGAGCCAUUUACUACAUCGAAGUACGAUCAAGAGAUGCCUGGGAAAAUUACAGAACCAGUCGUUGUCGUGGCCAUAGUCGUCAUGUUGAUCUUGUCGCUUGUCUUCCUCGGACUCGAUGAUAACUUGACGUGGUUGGCUCGCGAGCGCGGCGAAGAUCCAGAGGAGGAGGAGGAUGAUUGGUUUCGUCAAUUUUUGGUGAAUAUUGGGUUCGAUAUGGAGGCGUGGUUAGGGAGGCUCAUGUGGAACAAUGUUGGUGUUGGAAGGGAGUAA